UUCAAAAUUCUCCUUUUUUUUUCUGGAAAAGUAAUUCUUUUCCUUUAUAGAAAGUGUUGUGGAAUUAUUUACGAGGCGGUUAACUCAUUAUCUAAAUUAGGGUUUUGAAAAGUCGAAUUAGCUUUGAUUUUAGGUGGCAGAUCUUGAUUUAUCCCAAUUAAGGUUCUUUUUCUUUUAUUUUGAUUUUUCAACCCUGUUCUUCAUCUUCAGUUUUCUCUGGUACUUAUCAAUCUUCCGGUGAAGGAGACGGCGGCGGCCUUCCAUGCAUGAUGAUUUGUUUCGCGAGCGAAAUCCAUUGUUGAAGAAUCUUGGUUUACAAUUUCAUGUCUUCGCAUCCUACUUCAUAGACGCGGUAAAUAAGUAAAGCGGUAUAUGCCAAAGCUCAACCUUACACCGUCGAUGGAAGAGCACUAGCGUAGAGCAAAGACAGACUGCCCUUUAUUUACGAUUUAUUAAACAUAGGUAUUAAGUUGUGAACAUUAGGGAAAUGGAUGUGGAUUCGUCGACAGUGUCGGAGAACGAUCACGAUCAGACUCACAACGGAGCUAUGCAAUCUCCGGCACCAAUGGGGAGGGAGCAACAGCAACAACCGCUACAACAAAACCAUCAACAACAAAAUCAUCAACUAGAGAUUCAGGCUUCGUCAUCAGGACUUGGGUUUCCUCCUUCUUCGGCGCAACAACAGUCUGCAGCAGCUGCGCCUUCUGCUCAAGGCCAGCCGCAAGCUCCAGUGGUGGGGCCGAGGUGUGCUCCCACUUAUUCGGUGGUGAACGCAAUCAUAGAGAAGAAAGAAGACGGGCCCGGCCCUAGGUGUGGGCAUACCCUAACGGCUGUGGCAGCUGUGGGGGAAGAAGGGACGCCUGGGUAUAUUGGGCCCAGGUUGAUUCUGUUUGGUGGUGCCACGGCACUAGAAGGGAAUUCUUCUUCUUCUGGGACUCCAUCAUCAGCUGGAAGCGCUGGAAUCAGACUAGCAGGUGCUACUGCCGAUGUGCACUCUUAUGAUGUGUUAACUAAUAAAUGGUCUAGGAUAACGCCCAUUGGAGAGCCACCUACACCCAGGGCAGCACAUGUGGCAACUGCUGUCGGAACUAUGGUAGUUAUUCAGGGUGGAAUUGGUCCAGCAGGUUUGUCUGCUGAGGAUCUUCAUGUUCUUGAUCUCACACAGCAAAGACCACGGUGGCAUAGGGUUGUUGUUCAAGGCCCUGGACCAGGGCCGCGCUAUGGCCAUGUUAUGGCUUUAGUAGGGCAAAGGUAUCUACUGGCAAUUGGUGGGAAUGAUGGAAAACGACCCUUGGCAGAUGUAUGGGCCUUGGACACUGCUGCCAAGCCUUAUGAAUGGCGUAAAUUGGAACCCGAAGGGGAAAGUCCACCUCCAUGCAUGUAUGCUACUGCAAGUGCACGAUCGGAUGGCCUUCUUCUGCUCAGUGGAGGUAGAGAUGCAAACAGUGUGCCAUUGGCAAGUGCAUAUGGACUUGCAAAACACAGGGAUGGCCGUUGGGAAUGGGCAAUUGCUCCUGGCGUCUCACCAUCACCAAGAUAUCAGCAUGCAGCAGUGUUUGUCAAUGCAAGGCUACAUGUUUCUGGUGGAGCACUUGGUGGUGGACGUAUGGUUGAAGACUCAUCAAGCGUUGCAGUGUUGGAUACUGCUGCGGGAGUUUGGUGUGAUACAAAAUCUGUUGUUACGAGCCCAAGGACUGGCAGAUACAGUGCCGAUGCUGCUGGUGGAGAUGCUUCUGUUGAGUUGACAAGGCGUUGCAGACAUGCAGCUGCAGCUGUUGGUGACUUAAUAUUUAUUUAUGGUGGUUUACGUGGUGGGGUAUUGCUUGAUGACCUGCUUGUUGCUGAAGACCUGGCAGCUGCAGAGACAACUACGGCAGCUGCUGCUUCUCAUGCACGAUUACCUGGAAGGUAUGGAUUGAUUGAUGAAAGAGCAAGGCAAACAAUGACUGAAGCUGUUCCCGAUGGAGCAGUUGUGCUGGGAAGUCCAGUUGCUCCCCCUGUAAAUGGGGACAUGUAUGCUGACAUAAGCACUGAGAAUGUGAUGCUUCAAGAAUCCCGGAAAAUGGGCAAAGGAGUUGACUAUUUGGUUGAGGCAUCAGCUGCUGAAGCUGAGGCUAUAAGUGCUACACUUGCCGCUGCCAAGGCACGACAAGUUAAUGGAGAAGUUGAACUUCCUGAUAGGGAUCGAGGGGCAGAGGCUACACCUAGUGGAAAAGUGAUGUCUACUUUGGUUAAGAUGCCUGAUUCUGCUGGAUUAAAUAAUGUUGCACCUCCUGGAGUUCGGCUUCACCAUAGAGCUGUUGUUAUAGCAGCAGAGACUGGUGGAGCUUUAGGUGGAAUGGUCAGACAGCUGUCUAUUGAUCAAUUUGAAAAUGAAGGCAGGCGGGUUAGCUAUGGGACUCCUGAGAAUGCAACUGCAGCCCGGAAACUAUUAGAUAGACAGAUGUCAAUCAACAGUGUCCCCAAAAAGGUCAUUGCACAUCUUUUGAAGCCUCGUGGUUGGAAACCUCCAGUUUGUCGACAGUUUUUCUUAGAUUGCAAUGACAUAGAAGAUCUUUGUGAAAGUGCUGAACGGAUAUUUACUGUUGAACCAACUGUUUUAAAACUGAAGGCUCCAGUUAAGAUUUUUGGUGAUCUACAUGGACAAUUUGGAGAUCUUAUGCGCCUUUUUGAUGAAUAUGGUGCACCUUCAACAGCUGGGGACAUUGCAUAUAUCGACUAUCUCUUCUUAGGGGAUUAUGUGGACCGGGGCCAACACAGCUUGGAGACCAUUACUCUUCUGCUUGCGUUGAAGGUUGAGUAUCCCAAUAAUGUACAUUUAAUUCGGGGGAAUCAUGAAGCUGCAGAUAUCAAUGCACUUUUUGGCUUCCGGAUUGAGUGUAUUGAGCGCAUGGGUGAAAGAGAUGGAAUAUGGGCAUGGCGUCGAAUAAACCGUUUAUUCAAUUGGCUUCCUCUGGCAGCUUUAAUUGAAAAGAAAAUCAUCUGUAUGCAUGGUGGAAUUGGUCGAUCUAUAAAUCAUGUGGAACAGAUUGAGAACCUACAGCGUCCAAUUACAAUGGAAGCAGGCUCGAUCGUUCUUAUGGAUUUAUUAUGGUCCGAUCCAACGGAAAAUGAUAGUGUGGAAGGGUUGCGACCAAAUGCUAGAGGUCCAGGUUUGGUUACUUUUGGGCCUGAUCGUGUCAUGGAAUUCUGCAAUAACAAUGAUCUCCAGUUGAUUGUUCGUGCUCACGAGUGUGUUAUGGAUGGCUUUGAGCGCUUUGCACAGGGACAUUUAAUCACCCUUUUCUCUGCUACAAAUUAUUGCGGUACUGCUAAUAAUGCUGGCGCAAUCUUAGUUUUGGGUAGAGAUCUUGUGGUAGUUCCAAAACUCAUUCAUCCUUUACCCCCAGCAAUGUCAUCACCUGAAGCAUCACCGGAAAGUCAUACAGAAGAUACAUGGAUGCAGGAGCUGAAUGCUAACAGACCUCCGACACCAACAAGAGGUCGUCCUCAAGUAGCAAAUGCAAAUGACCGAGGCUCACUUGCUUGGAUAUAAUAGACCCUUCCAUUCGGGCUCAUGCUGUACCGCCUGAGGUUCCGGUGCCCUGUAUAGAGCAUGUUGUCAUAUACAGGCAUAUUCCGAACCUGUAAUCUCUCCCACUUAGAGAAGGCUAUAUGACAUUUUGUUUUUUUGGCAGUUUCAGCUGACUGUAGGUCUUGAGAUCAUGAAAAGGAUGCAAGUUCGGUAAAUCAGAUUGCAUACGGUGUAGGUUUGGUGUUUGCUUUUCGUAAUGUGCUGAAAGUUGCAAUUCAGGCUUUUCCCUCUGUAAAUUGAGCAUAGAAAGCACAGCCGGUCGGGGGUGGUUUCUUCAAUGGGUUGGUAGUAUUUUUCGCAUUUAGUUCAUAUAUAUAUAUAUAUUCGUCAUUUUAGAUCAAAUAUUUUUCUGCCCUCCUUGUGAGGUCCCAUUAUAUGUCAUGAUGAUGAGAGAGAAAAUAUAAAUGUGUAUCAUAUAGAGGGGGUAUAGAUUGGUGUAAUUUUCGCAUUAUGUGCUGUGUACAAUGUUGUAAUGUUUUUGUGUGAAGA
This is a messenger RNA of Hibiscus syriacus, 4063 nucleotides long. RefSeq names its product serine/threonine-protein phosphatase BSL3-like. Gene Ontology annotation, biological process: brassinosteroid mediated signaling pathway. Gene Ontology annotation, molecular function: phosphoprotein phosphatase activity; protein binding. NCBI's taxonomy places the organism in Eukaryota, Viridiplantae, Streptophyta, Magnoliopsida, Malvales, Malvaceae. The coding region runs from base 488 to 3535 and encodes 1015 amino acids. The record is from RefSeq and is a predicted model, not a curated record. The transcript has 21 exons.